UGUGGAUGCUGUGCCGCCUGCUGCUGCGGAAGCAGCGGGGCAGUGAGUAGUGAAGCAGUGAACCUCCUCCCCCUGACCAGCCAGUCAGCCCAGCAGCAGCCACUGGAGCCGCACGCAGCAGCCCGUCUAUGGGACACUGUGGACUUCAGGAGCCGCGGACGCAGGACGCACACUGGUUUACGCGCCGCCUUUGUUCGUUUUAGCGCUUUGCUUUCAUUUUAAUUUUUACAUUUUCGGUCAAAGGAACUUUUUCGAGUCAUUUUUUCAUUCAGCAACUUUCACUUAUGGUUCGCGAAUAUGGGGUCAAGUUGUGGUUUCUCUCGGGGAAACAUCGUUGCGCUGCUGCUGCUGCUGCUGGAAGGAGCGACAGGGCUCUACUUCCCUCAGAAUGAGUACGUUGAAACGGUGUACGUGGGCUUACCAGCGGGGACGCCCAUCCUGCAGGUGCACGCCAUGCUGGACAGCGACAUGGAGCGGCCUCACUUCCACCUGUGCUGGAUUAGCUCUCUCAGACGUCCCGCCUACACCUCCUGGUUCCAAAUGGACGUCCACACUGGAAUACUUUCCCUGAACAAAACCCUGGAGGAGAGCGACUUCGCCAUGCUGUAUCAAAUGCCAUGGUCUGUGAAGAAGUUAGUCCUCCAUGCCAUGGUUUUACCUGACUUCUCUAAGAGGUCCCUGUGCAUCACCAAGAACUCCCCUCGGAUCACCCUGGACUUCGUUAACGUCUCGAUGCCUCGGUGUGCUCAGACAGACAUGAAGGAGCUGUGCUUCCCUCACAGGGACGUCUCUAGCCCGCACAUCAUGGAAAACAGGUUCCCCGGGCCCUUGCGGCAGCUUCGACGUCUCACAAGACUAAACAUCUGCCCCAACUACACCAUCACUUAUAACGUGGAGUCAGAUACCCCGGCACCGUUUGCCGUCAACGAGAACACCACGGAGCUGGUGGUGACCGCUCCGUUGGACCGGGAGGAGAGCGAGUUCUACCGGCUCCUGCUGGUUUGCACAGUCCGAACGGAGACGGUCAUCACCAAGGUGGAGACUUCACUGGACGUUUUUGUCAACGACGAGGACGAUAACGCGCCGUACGUGAACGGAACGGACACAGCUGAUAUUAUCAUCAGCUUCAACCGGACCAAGGGUGGAUCUUUUGGCACCUUGUUCGUCUUUGACAGGGAUUUAACCCCCAUCUUCCCCAUAGACCAGAGUCACAAUAAGUACGUGGGGACUCUGAACAACAGUGACCCGUGGAUAAAGGAAACAUUUGACAUAAAAGACACCUUCAGUGAAAAGAAAGCAGCUCCCGGAGGCAUCCGAGAGACCGUUCACGAAUACCAGCUAGUCCUGAAGAGGAACCUUUACGUGACGGAGAAUCGCACCCUCCUCCUGGACUACCGGGUCAACGACACCACCUACCCCGGACAAGAGGGGACGGUGCUGCUGCACUUCAACGUCACCAUCUUACCGGUCCACAUCAGCUUCGCCAACAUCACACACACGUUCACGCUGGCACGCAGAGCUUCUGUCUACGCACAGGUUGGCAGGGUUUGUGUUGAAAACUGUCAGCAGUUCGACGGCUUCAGUGUCACGUACCGACUGGAGGUACCGGAUAAGAACAUGUCUGCUGACUCGCUGUCCUGCUACGCAGCCAUAAGCAUCACCCAGGGCCCAGAUGAGAUGUGGGGGCUGCUGUACGUGAACGACUCUGAGGUGCUGAGCAAGCCCGAGUGCCAGGACCUUCAGUACCUUGUUGUUGCUCAGGAGGGACACACACAGCUUGAGGCCAGCACUCAGAUCCUCAUCGUACUAGAUGGUGAAGCUAACAAGGCGAGUCAGGAGAGCCAGCAGCUCCUGUCCUGUGCAGAGAACAGACAGCGUGGAGACUGUGAGUCUGCCCGGGGCCUGGGGGCAACGACAGGUAGAUGCCAGUGGAGGCGAGGCACUGAGAAAGGGAUAUCUGAAAAUUAUUCAACGUGCUCCCCUGACCUGAGGACAUGUCCAGACAGUGUUUGCGACGCAGUGGAGAGCAAAGACAUAUCACUCUGCCCGCAAGACUGCACAACCGAGCCCGUCAUCGGAGGCCACGAACGAGGCUUGAGUGGGAACGGGAUUAAGGCCUGCUUCGGCACCUGCUACUGCUUCUCUGAUAAAUGCUUCUGUGAGAAGGACGACAUUGAGGAGGCCAUAUGCGACGACAUGUGCAAGACCAUCAUUGCCACGGCUCUGCUACUCUCCUUCAUCGUGUCCAUCCUCCUGUCCUCAUACUUCAUCCACCGGUACCACAAGAACUCACCCAAGCCCCCGAUAGCGUCAGCUGAGAUGACUUUCCGCCGACCAGCUCCGGCCUAUCCCAUCAGCUUCCCUGCGAACAACUUGCGCCGCGGCUCGCAGGAAUCCAUCGAGACUGACACGUUCAAAAUACCUGAGGAUCCAAAGUGGGAGUUUCCUCGUAAAAACCUUGUUCUCGGCAAGACUUUAGGAGAAGGAGAGUUUGGGAAAGUUGUCAAGGCGACGGCAUUCAGGCUGAAAGGAAAAGCUGGAUACACCACUGUGGCUGUGAAAAUGCUUAAAGAAAACGCUUCACAUAGCGAGCUGCGUGACCUGCUGUCAGAAUUCACUUUACUGAAGCAAGUCAACCAUCCUCACGUCAUAAAGAUGUAUGGAGCAUGCAGCCAGGAGGGUCCAUUGUAUCUCAUCGUUGAGUACGCCAAGUAUGGGUCACUCCGUAAUUUCCUGCGAGAGAGCCGGAAAGUUGGCCCGAGCUACAUGGGCAGGGAUGCCAACAGAAACUCCAGCUACCUGGAGAACCCAGACGACAGGGCACUCACCAUGGGGGACCUGAUCUCCUUUGCGUGGCAGAUCUCCAGAGGCAUGCAAUACCUGGCAGAAAUGAAGCUCGUUCACAGGGACCUCGCAGCACGAAAUGUCCUCGUGGCCGAAGGACGGAAGAUGAAGAUCUCCGACUUUGGCCUUUCCAGAGACGUCUACGAAGAGGAUUCCUAUGUUAAGAGGAGCAAGGGCCGUAUACCUGUGAAAUGGAUGGCAAUAGAGUCGCUGUUCGAUCACAUCUACACAACGCAAAGUGACGUCUGGUCCUUUGGUGUGCUGUUGUGGGAAAUAGUGACUCUGGGAGGAAACCCGUACCCAGGCAUCGCUCCUGAGCGCCUGUUUAACCUCCUCAAGACUGGCUACCGGAUGGAGAGACCAGAAAACUGCUCGGAGGAAAUGUACAACCUCAUGCUCCGAUGCUGGAAGCAGGAAUCUGACAAGAGGCCGACAUUCUCAGACAUCAGCAAAGAACUGGAAAAGAUGAUGGUGAAAAGUCGGGAUUACCUGGACCUGGCGGCGUCCACGCCGGCCGAUGCCCUGCUGUACGACGACGCCCUCUCUGAAGAGGACACACCACUAGUGGACUGUAAUAACGCCCCUCUCCCUCGAACCCUCCCCUCCACAUGGAUUGAAAACAAGCUCUAUGGCAUGUCAUACCCGAACUGGCCUGAGAAGAGCCCGGUACCGCUCAACAGACAUGAUGCCACUAAUCCAGUCUUUACAAGAUAUGCCAAUGAUAGUGUUUAUGCAAACUGGAUGGCUUUGCCCUCACCCGCAAAAGCCGUGGACAAGCUCGAUAGCUAAAGACAAACCGACACUGUAGAAAAGAUGACUAAUUGGUAGAUGUGUAUAUUUCUGUAAGACUGUACAUAAACAAUCUGAUGCUAAAGUUGGUUCCCUUUUAUUUCUGUUGCACGGGUAUUCAACUUUUAAAACUGGGGUCUUUUUUUUUCUUUCGUUUGUUUGUUUUUCUUGCUGCAAAACCUGCCGGAUCAACAUAAACCAUGCUUCAUCCAGCUCUUCAGUAUGUUAAUUAAUACCUCAUGGGUCAUGUCGGCCAAAUUGUAUCACUGCAUGACUGUUGUACCAGAUUGUAUGUCAGUGUCAAUUGUCUUUUAAGUGCCUGUGCCGCUUCUACAAUAGCCUCCAAACUGUUAAAUGUGCGACUGUGAAGAAGAUGUGGUUCCAGCCCAGGAAUUAAAAGGGGACGUCUUUACCAUCACCUGUUGUAGACAGCUGGGGAUGGAGUGGACAAACGAGCAAAAUGCUGAAGUUGUUCUGAAAAUGUAAAAUUUUCUACUUUAGAGGAUUACGCUCCUCAAAAUGUCAAAGACCCAUUUUGUGUUCCUCCUGCGAGUUUUGAAAGCUGUCAUUGCCAAAGAGAAGUAACGCAGACAUGUUCAGCGAACGGUUUUCUAGCUUUUCUUCUUGUUUUAUCCUAUUUCUUCUUGUUAUUUUUCUACACACACACACACAAAAAAAAUAAAUAAAUAUAUCAUCGCGCUACUCUGGUGUGAAGAAACGAGGCUUUAUGUAGAUAGUGACCGCGUCCAGUGUCAGACUACAGUCCACACUUUCAUUCACUGUCAAGGCAAUCUUUGUGGAAAAAGUAUGAUUAUGUAAACCAAUGAGUGUUAUCACUGUUAUGUUGAUAUUAUUUGAUUAUGUCCCAAUUAAUAAAAAAUAAAAAAGUAAAGUGCAGUUUGUCUUUUCAGCUCUCUACAAUAUGUGAAGUGAAAUUCUGUUUGUGACUGAUUUAACAUUGAUGCCGAUACUUAUGAAGGAAAAAUGUACAAAUUAUACUCGGCUGAACACGUAAAUUGUUAUUUUUAUAGUAUUACAAUAUCACUGUCAGCCUCUGUGCUCUUACUGAAAUGAUUAAUCCAUUACGCACUAAUUAUUGGGAGUAUUGUCUUCUAAAUUAUCAUUAAAGCUAUAAGGUUGUGGUCUUGGGAGCUUCUUUCUACCAAUGUCUUUUCUGUUUUCCUCUGUUCCACAUUCACUGUCAGCGAAUAAGAAAGAGCAAAUGUUUCAGGAUUUUAUAUUAUAAGAAUAGCAAGUUCACUUUGUUGGUUACAAUAUGAAGCACUGGGAUAUAUUUUGAAUAAAAAUGUUGGAAAGUCUA
Molecule: messenger RNA, 4954 nt
Organism: Mugil cephalus (flathead mullet)
Lineage: Eukaryota; Metazoa; Chordata; Actinopteri; Mugiliformes; Mugilidae
Gene: ret
Product: ret proto-oncogene receptor tyrosine kinase
Exons: 20
Coding region: 298-3633 (1111 amino acids)
Biological process (GO): homophilic cell-cell adhesion; cell surface receptor protein tyrosine kinase signaling pathway; positive regulation of kinase activity
Cellular component (GO): membrane; signaling receptor complex; axon
Molecular function (GO): ATP binding; calcium ion binding; transmembrane receptor protein tyrosine kinase activity
Source: RefSeq, a predicted model, not a curated record